Molecule: messenger RNA, 988 nt
Organism: Camponotus floridanus (Florida carpenter ant)
Lineage: Eukaryota; Metazoa; Arthropoda; Insecta; Hymenoptera; Formicidae
Exons: 1
Coding region: 147-854 (235 amino acids)
Source: RefSeq, a predicted model, not a curated record
UCGUUCCUAUUACAUGAUCUAAGAGGGCUAUAAAAGCAAUCGCAGCAACAUGCAUCGAGUGCAUCUUGCGUCACAUUGCACUGUCUUCAUCAUCAAUUGCGUUAAAUAAGAUCGUCACAAUUCCAGUGUUUUGGAUACCGCGAGAGAUGAGAUGCUUCGCGAUCGCGAUGCUGGGCCUGAUCAGCCUGGUCUCGGCCAAGCCCGCGCUUCUACCCGUACCGCUGACAUACGCAACACCUUUGACACCUGGUAUCAGUCCUGGACAGGUGUUGGACAGGCUGAAGGAUUCGGCUGCCGCGCAUUUCGACGAGAGAAGGACAAAUUUGGCAAACGAGGCUGAGGAAUCGAUUGGACCGCGUGAACGAGAAUCGUCCCAAGUCGUCAACGCGCCACUCGGCGUCGACGGCAGGGUCGUGGACACGCCGGAAGUCGCGGUAGCCAAAGCAGCCCACGCGGCUGCGCACGCCAACGAGAAGAUCAACCUGGCGAACGAAGCUGCGAGAUCCGGUAGCGCGUUAGAUUCGUCGGAAACCAGGGAUAAGAUCCUUACCGAAGAGGCGAUCAGUCCCGACAGCAAAGUUCUAAGUACAUCGAAAGUUGCGCGCGUCAACCAGAAGAUCAACCUGGAAGCUGGCGACGUUCUCGCGCGACUUGUGGAAGGUUCCGCGGUACCAUUAGUGCUCAGCAACGGCGUCGUCGCCGCUCUAGUACCCGUUGGUCUCGAUGGCAAGCCUCUGGAUGUAUCAAAAACGGUGGUGACUCACAACGAUCAGAGUCCGGUGAACGACGUGAGGUCUCUGGAUGCUCUGGCGAUCGCAGGCCCAGGUCUCGCUUAUGGCAGAUUGAUUUAUUAAGAGGAGGGAUUUAUCCGAAGCCUUUUGGAGAAGAUAUAUCUUAUAGCUUAUUAUAUGUCGAAUAAUAGCAUGUCAAAUAGUAGUGGAUUAUGCAGUUACUCUCUUCUAUCUCUUUCUUGUUGCAUUAUUUUUUA